AUGGAAGCCGACUUUAGACUAAUGGACGAUUUUAUAAACCAAAUAGAAAGAGGAAGAAACAAUUUUAAAAAAUCACCUAAAGAUAGAAUAACUGAAACAUAUAUCAGUGCGAGAUUGAAAAGCUUGGAAGGCACAAUGCUUAAGUUCAAUCAGAAGCACGAAGAGAUUAUAUGUGCAUACAAAAAGGAGAAAUUAGACGAAAGUUAUUAUGUCAAAAAUGAUAUAUUUAAUACUGGUUAUGAAAUUUACUUAACUUACAAGAGUGAGCUUAAGACAGUGUUAAACUCCAUAGAGAAAUCGUCGUCUAUAAGCCGGGAACCUUCUAAAUCUCACGGAAAUAAAGACUCUAUUGUUCGAUUACCGAAAAUAUCUAUUCCAGUGUUUGGGGGUAGCUAUGCAGAAUGGACUUCAUUUAAGGAUCUCUUUACGUCGUUAGUACAUAACAAUGCUGCUUUAGAUGAUGUUCAGAGGUUACAUUACUUAAAAACUCAAGUAAAAGGAGAAGCAGAACAAUUAAUAAAGCACAUUCCAGUUACACGUGACAAUUACCAGAAAUGUUGGGAACUAUUAAAAAAUAGAUAUAGUAAUAAGCGGUUUAUGUCAAAUUGUAUUUUAAAGCGUUUGUUUGCUCAACGUACUAUGUCUUUUGAAUCGCCUAAUGCUCUCAAGGAUUUACUUGAUACCACAACGGAUUGUAUACAUGAAUUGUCUAAUUUAGGUAUUCAGGUAGAGUCUUGGGACGUUAUUAUCAUUUAUAUUGUUAGUAUGAAAUUGGACGAUGAAACGAGGAAGCAGUGGGAAUUGUACGUUAAUAGCUUAUCAGUAGAGUUACCUAAAUUUAAUAAUUUUAAACAAUUUUUAGAAGAACGUUUCCGUGCGCUAGAAUUUGUAGAGUCUUCAAAAAAUAAAUUUAAGCCAGUAAAACAAACUACUUAUCAGCCUAAAUCUUUGCACGUCGCUUCCAAAACAAUUUGUCCUCAUUGCGCUGAAAAUCAUAAACUGUUUUCCUGCAGUAAGUUUGCCAAGCAGGAUCUUGAUAGCCGUCAGUCUAUAGUUAAGACAUUAGGUCUUUGCUAUAAUUGUUUGGGAACCAAUCAUACAGGUAAGCUGUGUCGUGUACCAAUAACGUGUCGUAUAUGCAGAAGGAAGCAUCACACGCUUCUUCACGGUAGAGCCAGUUCGAAGACUGAUGACUCAGAAGAGCCAAAACCGGAAUCGUCUUUAAAGACGAAUGAAGCCACUAACAAUAAUAAUAUUGUUAGUCAUUUUGUGACAGAUCGAAUACAGAGCCAAACCUUAUUAGCAACAGCUUUGAUAAAAGCUGAGUCCAACAAUGGUUCGUCUCAGAUAUUAAGAGCGUUGUUAGACCAAGGAUCGCAAGCGUCUUUUAUUUCGGAAGCAGCUGUUCAAUACUUAUGUUUAAAUAAAACAGCAUCAAAGACUUACAUUUCAGGUUUAGGUGGCGGUCAGAGUGACUUAACCUCAAAAUAUGUGGUUAUGGUAAACAUGCAGUCCCUUCAUGACCCCACGUUUACAUUACAGGUAAAGGCUCAUGUAUUACGGAAGGUAACUUCAGUGUUACCAGAGAAAAAAUUUCACUUACCUAAUUGGGAAGACAUAGGUCGUAUUAGGUUGGCAGAUCCUCAAUACAAUUCACCUAAUAGGAUUGAUAUUUUAUUAGGGGCCGAGGUAUAUUGUAAGAUCCUGAAAAAUGGGGUACUAAAACACCCUACUGGUUCUAUGAUUGCGCAGGAUACUUACCUUGGAUGGGUAUUGUCAGGAUUAGUAAAUGAAGGCAACAUUAGUGACCCCAAAUGUCAUAAUGUUAUUGUGAAUAUGCAUAUUCAACUCGACGAUCACGAUCUCUUUAAACGUUUUUGGGAAAUAGAAUCAGAACCUAACUUGGAACGCGGAAAAGUCUUGACUCCUGAGGAGCAAGAAUGCGAAAACCAUUUUGCCGCUACUAAAAGUAGAGACGAAAAUGGUCGCUAUGUAGUCGAAUUGCCUUUCCGACCCAAGACGAAUGUUGAAAAUAUUUAUGGAGAUACAAGAACAAUUGCAGUAAAGAGAUUGUUUAGUCUGGAAAAGAGAUUGUCAAAAAAUUUAGAAGUAAAGAAGGAUUAUGCAGAAGUAUUAAAGGAAUACAUUACUCUUGGUCAUAUGGAAGAAAUAAUAGAAAAGGUAGAAGAAACGGGGGAAAAAGUAUGGUUACCGCAUCAUGCAGUUUUGAGACCGGAUAAAAGUACGACCAAAACUAGAGUUGUAUUUAACGCUUCAGAUCGAAGUGCCAAUGGCGUGUCUUUAAAUGACACUUUAAUGGUCGGCCCGACUUUGCAGCCGGAAUUGCGACAUAUCAUAAUGCGAUGGCGGAUGCAUCCUAUCUGUCUUACUGCUGAUAUCAUAAAAAUGUACAGACAGGUAAAGAUAGCUAGAAAACAUGUUGACUAUCAGAGAAUAGUUUAG
This is a messenger RNA of Melitaea cinxia (Glanville fritillary), 2463 nucleotides long. RefSeq lists its product as uncharacterized. NCBI's taxonomy places the organism in Eukaryota, Metazoa, Arthropoda, Insecta, Lepidoptera, Nymphalidae. Gene Ontology annotation, molecular function: aspartic-type endopeptidase activity. The transcript has a single exon. The coding region runs from base 1 to 2463 and encodes 820 amino acids. Gene Ontology annotation, biological process: proteolysis. The record is from RefSeq and is a predicted model, not a curated record.